UGUUAUUUGUUAGUUUGUAUAAAAUUUGUUUUGUUAAAAAUUGUUUGUAUCACAUGUCACGCUCUUGUCGAGAUCGGUUUCGAAUUUUUUAAUUGUUAUUUAUUGUAAUUCUUGUUGCGUGUUUUUUUUAUUAUUAACAAAAAUUAAAAAAAAAAAAAAACAAAUAAAAUAAUUGCUUUGUGCCGUAUGCCGCCUAAGGAAUUGAAUGUAAAGCUAGCUUUAAUUGAAUAUAAUUAUUUUUUAUUAAUUAAUUAAUAUAUAUUUUUUGACUAUUCAUUAUUAUAAUUAGAAGAAUACAUAAGAACCGACGAAGAAAAAGAAAAAAAGCCUUACAGAUGAUCGCAUUUUAAAAUCAUUAAUUCAUCAUUUUUUUUUUUAAUUUUUUUUUUUUUAAAGUUCUAUCUAAUCUGAAUUAAAAAAAAACGUUACAAAAUUAUUAACUCUUCGUCUUUGGGGUAAUCAAAAGUUCAAGGAUUUAUACUCUUCUGUAAGAAACAAAUUCCUUUUUUUAUGAAACAGUAUAUUCAGGUCUUUUAAUACAGUAUAAUGUUUUAUUUUUAAAAAAUUAUCAUUUUUUGCAAAUAUUUUUCGUUUGUUCUUUGCAGCCAUUUUUCUUUAUUUACAUAUCGUCGCUGUUUAAGAAAACCGGCAAAACUAAAAAGAUCUAAAUUCUUCAGAAAAGCUGUUUUAAAUUUCCAAAUUUGUAAAUUUUCCAUACUUUUUUCAUAAAAUGAAGAAAAAGAAUCAGCUGUGUGAUAGGAAGGACGCCAAUCCUUUAAAUUUAUACUGAGUUCGCAAAAAUUAAGAAUGUAUUGUUUUCAGUAUUAUGGCAUUUAUAACUCAAAAAGCAGGAUUUUUGAGUUUUCUUUAACAGCGACGAUAUAUGAUUGAGAUUAACAAAGUAAAUAUUUUUAACUCUCUAAUGUUAGGAUAUUCUUAUGUACGAAAGCAGGGUAGUCAAAUCUAACAGAAGAAUUAAAAUCUGUAUGGGUCAUAUUGACGGUUUGUUCAAAAUAUGUGACUUUGACGUUUCUACAAAAACUGGGGCUAUUUUAUUCAUAGACAAUUUAGACCCACUUCUAAACCACUAUGAAAACGAACUGUAUAAAACGUUCAAUUUCAGACAAGAAAAUGAUUUAGUUUAGCUUUUUUGAUGAACUAUUAAAAAAAUAAAUUUCUAAACUCAAAAACACAAUAUUUCCCAUGUCAAUAAUAUGGAAAAUUGUAAUUUACCAUGCAGCAAUAUUAAUAUUAAGGGCUGUAACUUUCCAGGAUUCUUUUUCAUCAUUUUCAACAAUAUUUUUGAUUUAUGUAACUAUGAACAAAAACAUUUUUUUUGAAUCAGUCUAGUAUAAAUAAUUAACAAUGAAUAAAAAAAGAAAUGUUUAGUCCCAACAACGUUGGAUCUGAACUCAUAACAACGAGUCACACAAAUGUUAGCAGACUCGCUAACAUUUGUGUGGCUGUGCCUGUGCUGUAAAGUUGUCGAGUUGGUUUAGGAGAUCCUUUAAAUAAUAUUAACUCUGCCUGAGCUUGUCUAAUUUUCUAACUUUGUCAACCGCAGCUAAUAACUUUACAAGCUAUUCUUAUCUUAUUUUAUCGAUGUAUGUAAUUAAGGGGCCGAUAACACGAACAAAUAUUAAUAUACAGUAAUACAAAAAAAAGUGAGCAUUUUAAAAAACAAAAAUAUUCCUCUGCAGGCAUUUCUUUUCAUUAUAGAGUACUUUUUUAUGUUUUUAUUAUUUAUUUUUUACAAAGACUUAGGUAUUCAAUAUUAAUCUGUCGCGGAUUAGAUAGACCUUUAAUCAAUCUUGACAUUCCAAAUUGAAUAUAAUUACUCAUUUAAAAAUCCUCAAUUUAUGUUGGUAAAUAAAUAAAAAGAAAAAAAAAAACGUACAAAUUAGAAGAACAAAUUACGUAUAAACGAAGCAAUCAAAACAAAUAUUUUAUAUAUACAAUUAUGUAGAUUGAGACUAUAAAAAGAUAUUGUUUUAACCAUAUAAAAAAAUUAUUAUUCCCAUUGUUGAGAUAAUUAUUUACGAAUAUCAUUCUUCUGCUAUUUGCAAAGUACUAAAUAAAAUUUAAUAAAAACACACUCACACAUAAAAUACAAAACACUCUACAUUAUAUCCGCACACACACACAUUCUCAGAACUCACAAAUCAAAAACAUAAUUCAUAUUAUAAAGAAUUCAAAAAAUAAAAAUUAUUAAUAAAAAAAUUAAAUACAUUUUUCACUAAAGCAGUUGGGAAAUUAGUCCAAUCAGAAUAACCAAAAUACAAAAAUAUAAUAAUCAACUUAACAAUCCAAUUCCAAACUUAUCCCUUUUAUCAUACAAAAAGCUGUACAAAAAAAAAAAUAACAAAGUUAACUUAUAUACAUAUUAUACUCUUUUGAUUUAGUAAUUUUAUAAUUAUUAAACGCAUGUUAAGAAUUUAUUAAAAAAAAAAAUAAUAUAUAUAAAUAUUAUUUACAUAUACACAAAAAUACAACAAAACAAAAAAAAUCAUUGAACUAUUGAAUUGAUUCCAUUAUAAGCAAAAUGGGUAACUUCUCAGCACAAUCUAAAACUGGAUGGACGAUAUACCAAUCCAGGGCGAUGAUCCACAUCUUUUGCAGUCGCAAACACAAAAUCAGCCGCCAGCUUUGACGAGCAUAACCGAAGAAGGUGGCAGCGAUCUACAGCAGCCUAGUCGAAAUUCCAUCAUACGAACCAGCAAAGAAGGCAUCAAGGCUCAAGCUCAUAAAGCUUUAAUUGCAGGCUUCAAAAAAUCUAAAGACAAAGAUAAGGACAAGGAUAAAGACAAAGAAAAAGAGAAGGAUAAGGACAAAGAUAAAGACAAGGAUAAGGAUAAAGACAAAGAGAGUAAAUCGGUUCUCCAUAGAAAUGGCACCAUCACUGCCGAACCCAAAGAAGUACCUAAGCCCCCGAUUCGUAAAGAUAAACACGCAAAUCGUAGUUCAGUUAUUCAAGUUUCUUCUCAAGACUCAUCGGUUGUCGAUUCGUUUGAUAGAAGUCCUGGUCCCAAUAUCAAAACUGGCAAACACUUUGAUUCCAGUAGUAGUCUCAGCAAUAUCACAGCUUCAUCAGCCACUACCUCCACCGCUGAAAUGGUUCCAAUGCAAACUAUGCUUACCAAUGGCAAUUUCAAUGACAGUGAUCUAACCAACGAUUCCAUUGAUACAACAUGUGAUGCAAGUGAUUCGUUACACUCGGGAAAUAGUAUAGAUUUGUCGAAACAAAGACCAACUUUGCCAGUUAUCAGUGCCAUUGGUGAUCAGGUGCAAAAUAGUCAACUGUAAGCGUGCGCUCUAAAUGUAGUUAAAAAGACAUGAUGCUGUUGUCGUUGUCUCGUCAGGUUGUCGCAUAAUAGUUGCUGAAUUAAAAAAAUGAAACAAACUUCUUCCACGGUAUAGGCUUUUAAAAAAAAUAAAAUAAAAAGCCCACUUAUUUAAUUCUGUAUAUUUGGUAAGUUGUUUAGAUAUUUAUAUUUAUUAUAUGAUAUUUUUUUUCCUUAUUUAAAUUUUUUUGUCGUUUAAAGAUGGUAAAGGAGUGCGAUUUGUUUUUUUAUUUGCCCCAUUCAUUGUGUUGUUUAGUUUAAAACAAAUGUAUACUAUAUGAGUAGUGCCAAGGUAAUUUGUAAGUUUGAAUUUUAAUAAUUGGUCUGCAUACUAAAAUGAUGGCAAUAUAAUUUUUAAGAUUAAGAUAAACUAAACAAUGCUUUAUUAGGGUCUUAUAUUUUUUUAAAAGGCUUGUUAGAUCACUUUUUUCAUUCACUUACAUACAAAUCAUUCAGUUAAAUCGUAUUUUGUAGUUUUUUUUUCAAUAUGUCUCGAUUUGAUUCAAGAUCUUGAAAAAUAUUUCCUCGCAUAGCUGUGUUUCAUGUAUAAGAUAUCACAGUAGGUAAUAAGCUACCUGAAACUGUGAAUUUUCCCCGUCCCCCUUGUGAUGGUAGAUAGGCAGUAUGUUGUCUGAGUCUGAAACCAUUCAAUCUGAAAUUUUCAUUUUCUACCAAAGAUCAAUAAAUUAUUUCUGAUCUAGCAAAAAAUGUCUGUUCGAAAUAAAACAACAAAUUUUUGAAUUUUUUCUCGUAGCUUUUAAUAAUAUUGCACUUACUGCGUAAUUAAAAACAGUUAAUUUUCAAAAAAUCACGAAAAAUGUAUUAAUUUUAACUCAAUUAAAAAAUAUUCAUUUGUUUUUGACCAACGCAGUCAACGCAUUUGCAAAGAUAAUUGUAAUAAUUUAAUUCAAUAUUUUCAAAAGCUGUUUUACAAUACUUUAAAGAAACACAUUUAGAACCUUAAGUGAAAAAAACCUAUUUUUGGACUUGUGUUUAUGCCAACCACCACGGAUUUUUUUUUAACUAGUAUUCAAAGUUGAAAGCUUAGUACAAUUUGUUGUAGGUUGAGUUUCUUUUUAACUAACUUUACAAACAAAUGCUAUUGAUUCUUUGCUUAUGGUAAAAAUGAUAUAAAUUAAAUCGUGGGGCGGCGCAGUGGCAUUUGUAGUACAUAAAAGGUACAACAACAAAGUAUUAAAAGAAUAAUAGCAAUUUUUAUAGAAAAGCAUUCUUUUUUUACCAAAAAGUAUAAAAACUCAACCUUGUUUCUAUUAUUUUUUCCACCACUGUAAUACAAAUUUUAAAAUUUCCCAUUUUAAAUGGGAACUUUAAAUUUAAUGAACUGUGAAUAUUUUGGAUCUAAAAGCCAGUUUAUCAAUAAGCUUGGAGUUAUUAAAUAGACCUUGGUUAAUUUAAGAAGCACUUUUACAAAACACCUAACGAACUAAUAUCAUUUAAUAUAAACAAAGGAGAAUGGGAAAAUUUGUAUAGAACGUCGACGUUACGCGGCCAUUAAUGAAUUUGUUAUUUUAUGAUGUAUUUAAGUCUUACAUGUGGAGAAGUUUUAUCCUUUCUUUUUUAAAACAACAGUUUUGAGAGUUUUUUUUUGUUAUUUUGAAUCGUUUGAAAACUCUUGAACUAAAUCUGGAUUAGUUUGGCUUAAAAAUCUUAUAUUAUAAGUUCUAGUAAUCGGAUAUUUAAGAUUAAUGUCUUAAGGCUCAGGGAAAAUGACAGAGCAUCAUAUUUUAUAUUUAAAAUAAAUAUGUAUAUAAUUCAAUUUGGCCUGCAUACAUAGGCAUACAGUGAACGUUGCAUUGCAAUAUCUCAAAUUCUUAAUGCAAUAGCGCCAAACCUCCAUAGCAAAAGUUUUUCCUAGGUUAUAGAUCUAUCAUUUGAUACCAAUUUCAUUAAUGGCCGUCGAACGAAUUCCCACUCUCCUUCGCUCUGUUGGCUUAGAGUUAAAUUUAACGCGGUUAACUAUAAACACGCAUUGAAAAAGUGAGCCUAAGGUGAUGUUAAAUUACACUACACACAUCAGUAAUUUACUUACUUAAAUUCACGUGAGAAAAUUCUAGAAACACUUUUAGAAAAAAUAUGGAACUGUUAACACAUUUUUAAAAAACUUACAGAAAUUCUACAAUUUUCGCAGUCAAAUCGAUUAGUUGAAAUUUCUUGUUUUUAAAGUUCGAAAGUAUUUGUCGAAUUUAAUUUUGUAAUUUUUGGCUAUAGUGUAAACAUUCCUAUUAGGCACUUCUGUAAGAUUUACGUCAACCGUUAGAAAAACUUACUUGUAGGAUAACUUUUCUUUUUACAUUUAACACAUGUCAUUUUUAAUCAUUUUACCCAACCAUGUUUGCUGAUUGCCUCUGAUUCCCCAAAUGUUCCUAAAUCGAAUGUUUUAUAAUAUUUUUGUUGUUCCUAAAACUGUUUCUCAUUUAAUUUUGUACUUUAGUUUUUCUAUCUUAAUCGCACUUCCCCAAUCUUUAUUCUCAACCAUAAAACUUAAUAAAAAAAUCCUAAAAAUAAUAAUUGUUGGCAAUAAUUUUUAAUUAAAACCAAUGUAUCCAGUUUAUAUAAAAAAAAUUAUUAUAGGACUAAAAAACAAAAAAAAUCAACAAAAAAAAAAUACAAAAAGAAAAGGAACGAUAUUCAUAUUUAUUAACUCAUUUUAACUGUGUAAUAUUAUAUAUAAAGAACUGUUGCAAUGUAUUACUAUAUUAUAAUAUUGUAUAUUAUUAUUAAAUUAAAGAAAUACUUAAAGGAAACAAAAAAAUUCUAAAAAACAAAAUACAACAUUCAAACAUUUAUGUAUAUUAUUAAUCAAUUAAACAAAGAUAACUGUACCAAGUAUAAAUUUAAAAAAAAAGUCAUGUUUGUAAAUUUAAAAACAUUCAUUUUGUAUAUAGUCUAGAAUCCAACUCCAAAACAAUUACAACCAUCUUUUCUAAAGCAAUUACCUUAUAUGACAAAUGAAAAAAAAUAAUGAAUACUACCAGGGUUGCCAUUGUAUGUAUAUAAUAAUAAAAAAAAAAAUAAAAGAAAAACAUACAAAAAUAUCUGUCAAUAGGUAUGUGAUUUUGGAUUUUACAAAGUACUUUUAAUUAGGUAUUACAGGUUGCAUUCAAAGCAUUUUUUUUUUUUUUUUUUUGGAGAAAAAUGCAGUCAUAAGUACUUUAAAAUACAGUUAUGAGUAAUUGUAAAGCCCAAUGGCACUCACCUUAUGAAAAUUGACCAAACUGAAACUAAAAUUUCACGUUACAAUUGAUUAUAGUUAUUGUUUAUUUGAACUGCAAAAAAAUCAAAUUUUAAUGCCGUUUUUCUUCAGUCCACUGAGAGUUUUAAGGUUUUGUGUUUCUUGGUCUUGGUUCGUAUCCCAGCCUCCUUUUUUUUCAAAGGGUACUGCCUUGCGAGGAAUUGAACAAGCUUUCAAAAGUUUCAUUUUCAUGAAAAAGAGACUCUCUGCUUAGUGAUUCGAACUCGGCGGUAAAUUGUAGGCAUCUUCCAUUUUUGUACACAAGAAUGGUUAAGAGUUAGCAACUAAGCCUUGCUCUUGUGCCAAAAAUUAUACUUCUUAACAAUCCUGAUUUUAAGAAUCAAAGCCUGGCAGAUUGAUAGGCAAUCCAAGUAGUUUGAAAGUUAAUUAAUACAUAUUAUAAUCAGAAAAUACAGAUGGUGUAAAAAAAAAGUAGUUGAGUCUCGUCCUAAAAGUUAAUGUACAUCCAAGUUAUUUAAUGUUUUAUAAAAAGUACAAACAAUUUCAGAGAACGAUAUCUAAAUAUGUACAAAAAAAUACCUUAACCGAUUUUUUUUUUCAGAAAUAUACAAAAAUCUUUAUUAUUUUAAAAGCCCCAUGUAUUUGUAUGUUAUGUUUAUAGUAAAAAAAAAUCAAUCAGCUUGAUUAUGGAAUUCGAAUCGAAUCGUCUUUUAUCAUUACCAUAAUUUUUUUGUAUUCAAAUCAAAAGUUUAAGCCUUUGUUUAAAGUCGCAGUUUCGUUUUGUCAUUUCGUACAUCGAAUUUAAAUUAUUGAAUAAAUUGACACGAAGAGUUUCAAAAAUGAUAAAAAAUGAUUCGUUUCAAUUUUCAUAACAAAACACUCAGCCGUAUUGCGAUUUGCAACUAUCAGUCGAUAGUUGAUAAAAAUUAAAUUUCGAUAUUACUCAAUUAAAAAAAGUUUUGAAAACACAGAAUGGUCCUAACCGUUAUUAAAUGAAAUCUAAUUACAAAAUUCCAUUUAAAAGUUGAUCAGUUUUCCUAUAAAUUAGUUUUAAAAAUCCCAAAUUUGAGUAUUUAUCAACUAUCGAUUGAUAGUUGUAAAUCACAAUAAGGCUGACUGUAUCUUAAAUGUAUUUUGAAAAAAAAAAAUUCUCUUCUCACAGUGAUGGUUUUUGAUACUCUCUGAAUAAAAAACAAGAACAAAAUUUUAGAUAGAUUUUUGUAUUUUAAUUUAUUAUGGGUUUCUAAUUAGGUAUAGGUACAUUAUACACAUACAUCUAUAUAUUUAUUAUCUCUUUUUAAUUAAAAUACAAAUUUAAAUAUUCGGGUUAAUUAAUUGUAUUAUUACUGUUGUAUUUUAAAUGGAAACAUAUAUUCAAUUUGGAGAUGUUGUAUAAAGAGAUUCUUUGUAUAAUAAAAAAAAAAAAUAAAAAACAAUAAACCAACUGUUAAACAGUCAUUUUCAUGUGCAGUACACACACUGAAUAAAUGCCAUUAAAAAAAUGUUUUAAACAUACAUAAUUGUAUUAAUUAUAUUAUUAUUAUUAUUAAAUUUUAAAUUUCAAAAAGGGAAAUAAGUGUAUUAUAUUAAAAAAAAUAAUUUUAUUUGAAAUAAAACAUAAAAAU
This is a messenger RNA of Episyrphus balteatus (marmalade hoverfly), 8180 nucleotides long. Its product is annotated as pre-mRNA-processing factor 39-like. The record is from RefSeq and is a predicted model, not a curated record. The transcript has 3 exons. NCBI's taxonomy places the organism in Eukaryota, Metazoa, Arthropoda, Insecta, Diptera, Syrphidae. The coding region runs from base 2575 to 3303 and encodes 242 amino acids.